CUGCCAUACAACGAACGCCAAACGGCCUCGACGUCCGUUCUUCCAGCGCAUUGCCACCUUGACGGCCACGAACGAAGCGGCACAGGAAUGCUGCUCACAUAGACUUUGCUCCUGUUUUUCCAAGCCCAACAUUCCAGUUGAAUGAUCCUAUCUUUGUCCGCGUGACAUAGCGUACUACUCGCCGAACAUGGCCAAAAAGUCUGGACCGCCUUCGGGCUCACAGCCAGUCUUGGGGCCGGGAGCUUUCGAGUUGCUCGCCACGCCACAGUCCGUGGGGAAUCCGUCGCCUUCCAUCUGCCUUUCAAUUACUCAAUUCCGGGAAUUCAUGCGGCAGUACCGUUCAUUAGACGACGGCGUCACUACUCGUCUCAAUAGAGUGAUGGCUCGAUCUCGUGACAUGGGCCUCUCCUCUUACCCCUCUCUGCUCUCUUCCCAUUCAUCAUCGUCAACGUCAAUCGACAUCGGCACAUCGACGUACAGCGUGGUACCCGAAGCCGUGUGCGCGUCGUUCUGGCAGGAGCUCAUGAGCGCUUGGACCCGGCGCGAACAGGCAGUCCGAUACUGCCUGACCGUCGCGGAGCGCUCUCUGGUGGAGAAGCAGGCACAGGCGGCAGCGGACGCGGGGAUAGAGCCCGGCUUGGACGCAGAGAGGAAAGAUGCAUCCCUGUUUGCAUCGGCCGCGUCAGGUCGAAGAAGCAGUUCGCGCGACAAGUUCGACGACAGGAGCGGCCGGGCUGAGGCGCACGACGAAUUCAUGCUGCGGCAACUACAUAACGAGCUCGCGGUAGAAUCAAUACUUCGCAGGCGCUCGCUCGACGUCUUCAAAGCACGAUGUAGAACCUUCCAGCCACGACUGCGAGACGAGCGCGAACAUGCCAUGUGGGAGGGUAAGGACACGCCCGCUGCGCAAUAUAGUCAGCAGCAGGCUGCGUCUGUGUGAUCACAGCACUCGGCAGUGCUGUCUGCUAGAUUCUACCAUUUGUACGCGGUCAUUCACCAUGAGCGCACGAGAAUCGGAUGCAAUACAAAUGUCUCUUCC
Messenger RNA from Tilletiaria anomala UBC 951, 1039 nucleotides. RefSeq lists its product as uncharacterized. The coding region runs from base 188 to 940 and encodes 250 amino acids. Lineage: Eukaryota; Fungi; Basidiomycota; Exobasidiomycetes; Georgefischeriales; Tilletiariaceae. Gene Ontology annotation, cellular component: mitochondrial intermembrane space; mitochondrion. The record is from RefSeq and is a predicted model, not a curated record. The transcript is spliced from 3 exons.